UCACAUUCUUCUCUCCUUCUUCCUCGUGUUUGUAUUCUCGACGUAACCAUGGAUGCCGAUACACUCACCGGAUUAUUGACAAUCGUCGCCAGAAAAUUCCCCGAUCGACGAGCUCUCUCUGUUUCUGGUAAAUUCGAUCUCACUCACGCGCGUCUUCACGACCUAAUCGAACGCGCCGCCUCACGUCUUGUUUCCGCUGCUGGCAUCAAACCUGGCGAUGUCGUCGCUCUCACCUUCCCUAACACUGUUGAGUUUGUUAUAAUGUUUUUAGCGGUGAUAAGAGCUAGAGCCACGGCGGCGCCGUUAAACGCGGCGUACACGGCGGAGGAAUUUGAGUUUUAUCUCUCCGAUUCCGAUUCUAAGCUGUUGUUGACCUCUAAAGAAGGAAACGCACCAGCUCAAGAAGCAGCUUCGAAGCUGAACAUCUCUCACGUAACCGCUACGCUGCUAGACGCCGGCUCGGAUUUGACUCUGUCCGUGUCGGAUUCUGACUCUGUCGUUGACUCAGCGACGGAACUCGUUAAUAGCCCGGACGACGCCGCACUCUUCCUCCACACUUCCGGCACCACUAGCCGUCCAAAGGGUGUACCGCUUACGCAGCUCAAUCUAGUUUCAUCUGUCAAGAACAUUAAAUCGGUGUACAAGCUUACUGAGUCUGAUUCUACGGUGAUUGUUCUCCCUCUGUUCCACGUUCAUGGAUUAUUAGCUGGUCUGCUCAGCUCGCUUGGAGCUGGUGCGGCCGUGACUCUCCCAGCUGCUGGUCGGUUCUCAGCAACUACGUUUUGGCCAGACAUGAUUAAGUAUAACGCUACAUGGUAUACUGCUGUUCCGACUAUUCAUCAGAUCAUAUUGGACCGCCACGCUAACCAUCCUGAGCCUGAAUACCCUAAACUCCGGUUCAUCAGGAGUUGUAGUGCUUCUUUGGCUCCGGUGAUAUUGUCCAGGCUAGAGGAAGCUUUUGGAGCACCAGUUCUCGAGGCCUAUGCAAUGACAGAGGCAACCCACUUGAUGUGCUCAAACCCCUUACCAGAGGAAGGUCCACACAAGCCUGGGUCUGUUGGGAAACCGGUAGGUCAAGAAUUGGCAAUCCUCAAUGAGAAAGGCGAGAUACAAGAGCCAAAUAACAAAGGAGAGGUUUGUAUAAGAGGGCCAAAUGUGACAAAGGGUUACAAGAACAACCCAGAGGCCAACAAGGCAGGUUUCGAGUUUGGGUGGUUCCACACUGGUGAUAUCGGUUACCUUGAUUCGGACGGGUAUUUGCAUCUGGUGGGUCGGAUUAAAGAGCUUAUUAACCGUGGAGGUGAGAAGAUAUCCCCGAUUGAAGUGGAUUCAGUACUCUUAACCCAUCCCGACGUUUCCCAGGGUGUUGCAUUUGGUGUUCCUGAUGAAAAAUAUGGCGAAGAGAUUAAUUGUGCAGUGAUUCCGAGAGAAGGAACAACUGUGACAGAAGAAGACAUUAAGACAUUUUGUAAGAAGAAUUUGGCAGCUUUCAAGGUGCCAAAGAGAGUAUUCAUAACUGAUAACCUCCCCAAAACUGCUUCCGGUAAGAUUCAGCGCCGUAUUGUCGCUCAGCAUUUCCUCGAAAAACCCUAAAGCACACCCUCUUGCUCGAAUCCGUGAUGAUGUGUCUUGGAUUUUAGGCAAGUGGAAUUGCUAUCUCUCUAUUGAGCUCUUGGUAUAGUUAAAUUACAAAAAAGUUGGAAAUAAAGUUGAUAAGAAAUUAUUGAAGUAUAAUAAAAGAGAGUUUCUUUUUUUUUGGCGUUGUCUUUGCGUUACAAAAAGUUGGAAAUAAAGUUGAUUAGAGAUUAUUGAAGUACAAUAAAAGAGAGUUUCUUUUUCUUGGA
Capsella rubella is the source of this 1844-nucleotide messenger RNA. RefSeq names its product oxalate--CoA ligase. Gene Ontology annotation, molecular function: medium-chain fatty acid-CoA ligase activity. Gene Ontology annotation, biological process: fatty acid metabolic process. Bases 49 to 1593 code for a protein of 514 amino acids. The record is from RefSeq and is a predicted model, not a curated record. The transcript is spliced from 5 exons. NCBI's taxonomy places the organism in Eukaryota, Viridiplantae, Streptophyta, Magnoliopsida, Brassicales, Brassicaceae.